AGUUACGUUCCUGACAGCGUUAGCGGCUAACUGUUGUGAUACCUUGGCUGCUCAUCAGGCACAGUAUAUCUCUGUUCCAAGUUUUAAAAGUGUGCAGAGGUAACUAAGAAUGCCUCUUUUUAACAGUGGAUAAUCAGUUUCUUCGUUAAAAUACAAAGGUGUAGACAUUCAUCGGAGAAUCGUUAUAACUUCAGUGAUCAUCACUCGUACGGUUGGACGCAGGACACAACACUAGCAAUGUUGUGCUGGAAUAUUAGAUGCAAUCAUGAACGAUCGUCACAGUACAGGAUGCUACGCACAUGUAGGGAAGAGAAUACCACUCUUUCAUAAUUAAGCCAAGGGCAACAUUACCUUUGAUGACGCAAGUUACGUAAUCUCGGCGGAAUGGUUACACGACGAAGCAUCAGGAGGUUGCUGCCCGUGUUAUGCGCUGUGCUUCUCUUACGUAUAUACGUGAUCAAACUUCGAGACGGUCCUGGAGAUGACGAAAACUCCGGGUUCCACAGUUGGCACGAAUUCACGUCUAAUGAAGUUAAAUCAGAAAUGGAGAUUCUUCCUGGUCCUUCAGAUACACCGCAGAGUUCUGUCGUGGCAGAAACACAGGAAGAGGAUAUUCUACUGGAGCGAGGAAAAUAUCAGAGCCAUCAGAAUGUGCUUAACCACAGUGAAGAAGUUGAAGGUCAAGGAACUGCAGUUAACAUGAGUAACAGAACUGAUUUCAUCAGUUCUCAUGAUCACUCUCCGUUAUGGAUGCGCAUCACUGAUGACCUACACACAUACAGCGGUUUCUGGGAUUCCCGGCCAUACUUACCAGAAGGCCCGAUGGCGCGUGUCCUAGGAAUCAUGAGGUAUAAGGAGGAGCUCAUGCAGCCUGGUCGGGGUUUUAAGGUCAGUUCAUGGGUGAAAGACAACAUGCUGAACUGCUCUUGCCUUCUGUGGUACACAGAUACAGAUGUUCCUUCUCAAGGAACGCUCAAAGCAUUUGUUUACGAAGAAGGACUGAAGGAUUAUGUAGGAACAUUCCUGUUGUGUUAUCCUGUUUCCACUGGCGAGGCAAAUAAAGUGGCUGACUCGAUGAGCACAAAUUUUAGGUCUAAUAAUUAUCAAAAGAUUCCAUAUGCUGUCUCUAUCAUACCAAAAGAUUGCCAAAAUUCCUCGUAUAACAUGAUUUAUUUACGACGGGAAGAGGAGACUGCAAAUUCGAGUGAAAAUAGUAGUGCCGUGUGCGUGAGGCCAUUGUUUGGACCUUAUAAUGACCUGGUUGGCAUGGCUCAAUUCAUAUCGUACUAUUCAUCAGUUCUGAAGGUAAAUAACUUUUAUUUUUAUGAUCUUGCUCUUAACGAUGACGUGCUUGAAUAUCUGUUAAAAGUGGCUACCUUAGGAGUGAAAAUCAAAAUCCUUCAAUGGAACGUUCCAACAACUGACUGGGAGAAACUGUGGGAUUUAGGAUCUCUCACUGCGCUCAAUGACUGCGUGUAUAGGAGUUCCAAAAAACAUGCUUAUGUCGCUGUGGUAGAUUUAGACGAGUUCAUUGUGCCAAAAAUUAAAGGUUUGACUCUCGAAGAUGUGUAUAAAAAAGUUCUCUCUCACAAGGUAGGAAAUCAUGGUGAUGCCGUCCUCAUCCGAAACGUCUUUUUCUGUUACGAAUUUGAAAAUACUAAAAACGAUACUAUUGACAUAAAUGAAUUGCCAAUAUUCAGGUACAUCCACCGAGAGGACCGAGUUUGGCCGUCGAAACUGCGCUCGAAAAUGAUCGUGGUGCCGGAAGCGGUCGUAGCACUCGGUCACCACAUGAUCCACCACUUCGGGAAGGAGAAUCUGAAGAACCAUGGAGCACCUAACACCAUAGCUGUCUUGCGCCACUAUCGCACUUGUAAAGAUGUGAACAUGGGUAUCCACGCUACAGGGCCCAGAGUAUUGGACCAAAAAGUAAUUAAAGAUGCCAGUAUGAUGAAGUUUAAAAGUUCGGUUUUGAAAUCUAAAGUUCUACAGCUGUACCUACAGUUUAUUCAACACAAAAUGACAACAAAUAAAACUCUGUGAUG
Molecule: messenger RNA, 2045 nt
Organism: Penaeus monodon (black tiger shrimp)
Lineage: Eukaryota; Metazoa; Arthropoda; Malacostraca; Decapoda; Penaeidae
Source: RefSeq, a predicted model, not a curated record